Molecule: messenger RNA, 2681 nt
Organism: Haliotis rubra (blacklip abalone)
Lineage: Eukaryota; Metazoa; Mollusca; Gastropoda; Lepetellida; Haliotidae
Product: acidic leucine-rich nuclear phosphoprotein 32 family member B-like
Exons: 9
Coding region: 438-1175 (245 amino acids)
Cellular component (GO): nucleus
Molecular function (GO): histone binding
Source: RefSeq, a predicted model, not a curated record
AAGGAAUGUCGAUCUCGGCGGCCAUAUUGAAAGGGGUUGUAGACGAGCGGGGAGGCUUUGAUCUCAGACUUGGUCUUAUUGAGAAGCAGAUCGAGUUUGAAAUGCUGGGGAUUGUUUUGUGCGCAACACCAGAUGCUUUAAUUCUAGGGAUUAAUUGUUUGGUUUUUGGAAUUUUUGAAAGGAUGAGAUUAGAUUUUGCAAUUACUUGACAAAAAUGACAAGGUAGUCUUUCUAAGGUCUCUUCUUGGUUUAUUGCCAUUAUUUGGACCGAGCCCAAACCUAGCGUGGCGACAUCAAGAGUUCCGACACCGUGAUGUCUCGCAUCGCCGGCCACACCUCGUAUUGCCAGCUUCACCACUCAGAUGUCUUCGGCUAUACGUGGCAGCAAAAACAACUGAGGAAGUUCCGAAUGUUCGUUGUUAUGGAAACAUAAGGUGAUGGAGCUGAAUCUCGACAACUGCAGAAUAAAUUGUGACGAUGAACUCGAGGUGUUGACGUCCAACUUCACAGCCUUAGAGUCACUCAGCAUGAUCAACUCGAACAUUAGUUCCCUAGAACAAUUCCCGGAGCUGCCUUGCCUAAGAAAGCUCGAACUGAGUGACAACAGAAUAUCAGGAGGAUUAGAAAAACUUAAAGGUUGCGCAAAGCUGUCACAGCUUAGUUUAAGCGGAAACAAAAUCAAAGAUUUUUCCGAUUUGGAAGCCUUGAAAAGUUUAAAAAAUUUGAAAAGUUUGGAUCUUUUCAAUUGCGAAGUAACAAAUCAUGAAGAGUACAGAGUGAAAGUCUUUGAAAUUCUGGAACAAAUCACAUAUCUGGACGGGUUUGAUCGGGAAGACAAUGAAGCUGAAGAGGAAGACGACGAUAUUGAUGAUGGUGACGUAGAUGAAGACGAGGAUGAUGAUGAUGAUGAUGAUGACGAUGAUGAGGGAGAGGAUGAGGAUGGUGUGGAAGAGGUUGGUCUAGAUUACUUGACCAAGGAGAACCUUGACGAUGAAGAUGAUGAAGACGACGAAUUCGACGCUGAGGGUGAUGAAGAUGAUGAAGUUGUUGAGGAAGGAGUAGAAGUAGAUGAGGAUGACGAUGAUGAUGAUGAUGAUGAUGAUGAGGAAGAAGAAGAAGAUCAACAAGUUCGCGGUCAGAAACGAAAACACGAAGAGGAGGAAGAGGAGGCGUAGAAGAUGUGUGUGUGUGGUCACCUGAAGUGACCGGCUGUGUGUUGAACUUUGAACUUUAGCCGGGCAGGCGGUUGUUGCAGACAAUACACGCUGGGUACACCCUUGGUCUUUGUCUAAAGCUCAUAUUGAACGUAAUGGAAAUCCUUACACCAAGUGCUACUCAGAGAAGUCUUAAAGACGACACUGUUGCACGUUUCCCAUUCAACUCUAGUAGAAUGAAGAAAUUUUUAUUCAUUGAAAUCUGCUUUUUGAAUCACUUAAUGAAAAGGUCAGGACAGAUCUGAAGUUUGAUAGUGUAUUAUUAACAUGUAAUCACGUUGAAAAAACCCCAAUGUCUCGGAGCAGCUUUGAGUCUGAAGUCGUUCGGAACUCUUCCAAGUCCCCACCCCAGCGGUCUGUGAAAACUUCACUGUAUAUAGACAUUACUCAUUGAUGCCCGAAGACCGGAUAUCACCAUAUACUAUCACAAGCCAGCAGACUGAAGGAAUUUGUGUGAAAGGGCCCUUUUGUGGCUAUCAAAUCGAUCGUCCAUUCAUACUUGCUCUCGGGUUAAUAUAGCGGCUAGAUUCUCAUUUCCUGCCUACCGAUUCCUUGUUGAGCCCUGGUUAUGCUCAGUGGUUGAGUUAUAAUUUCUUCAUUUUUCAUUUGUACGACUACUGCUAAACCAGAUAAUUUUGGGCAGCAUUUUGUAAAUGCUGUCAGAUUUGUAUUAAAAGGUUGUGACCUUAAUUGUAAGAAUCAAAACUGGCAGUGUAAUUAGUGUAAAUUUCUUGUCACCUGGAGGCUUAUGUCUACUUGUAAAUGUUUAAAUUGUACAUUCAUUCUCUUUUAUCUGUAAUUAGUUCACAGCGAUUUAUUUCCUAAAAGUGUAACAGGUAGUUUAAACAUUUACAUGUAUUCACAGUGCGAUCAUUGAUAUUUCGACAUUAGAUGAUCUUCCCACGUUUCUUUGAAAUUAAGACCAAGGCUAACACUUAAGAGAAAAUGAUCUAAAAAUUAUCAAUUUUUGCUAAGGAGGGCAUUAUGAUGAAUAGAUCCGUGGGAAAUCUUACGAAAAUGUGGUCAUGUUCCUGUGCAGAUUACGUAAUCAUGUCAUUUCAUCAUGUUUCAUCGAUCUUUAUUUUCAUGCAGACAUCCCAUUUUGCAAAUUGUAAUGGUUGUCUUGUUACAUACAGCUCUUAGGGGCGGUGGGGUAGCCUAGUGGUUAAAGCGUUGGCUCGUCACGCCAAAGACCUGGGUUCGAUUCCCCACAUGGGCACAAUGUGUGAAGCCCAUUUCUGGAGUCCCCGCCGUGAUAUUGCUGGAAUAUUGCUAAAAGCGGCGUAAAACUAAACUCAGUCGGUCAGACAUAUAGCAUCAACAGCAUCUACCUGAGCUGUUGAGAGAAGUGGGAUUCAUAUGGUGGCGAGUUGUUUGUAUCGAGACGAUACAAGUCACAGGAACAUAGCUGAACAUUAAGGCAGACUUGUUAUUCUUUGUUGCUGCAAUAAAUUUUUAUAGAAUAAA